AUGGAAAUGAGACGAACAGAUGCUGCAAACCGAGGAGACUUGUCACCGAUCUCUCCAUUUACUCAAUUUUGUUUGACUUCUCUACCGCCAAUAGGAGCCUUUAGCAUUCGCGCAGAAUCAGAAGCGAUGGAUAUUGAAAAAGAAGAAGUAACCUCCUUCGAUUAAUCUCGGUAUUUGCAUUUUUCAUUUAUAUUAAGCCAAGCACCAUAUUUCACAUAUAAAUUCAACAAUAAUCUAGAUAAAACCUGAAGCGGCUCCUCAAGCACCGACUCCUUGUGGUUGUCAGAAAACCCACUGUUUAAAAUUAUACUGUGAAUGUUUUGCUAAUGGACGUUAUUGUGUAGGCUGCAAUUGUCACAAUUGUCAUAACCUCUCUAGCUAUGAAGAAAUAAGGACUGAAUCAGUAAGACAGAUCUUAGAAAGAAAUCCUGCAGCUUUUAGACAAGAUGCAGCUACUAGUCACAAAGCCUGCCAUUGUAAGAGAUCAAAUUGCAUUAAAAAAUAUUGCGAGUGCUAUGAAGAUUCUAGGCCUUGCACACCUCUUUGUAAAUGUGAAGGUUGCCAGAAUAUGGGAAAUUAUUAAUUAACUUUUAUAAACUUUGCCCAUAGCUGAUAUCAUAUAAAAAUUGAGGGUGCCAAUUUAUUGCAUAUUUACAAUAUAGGUAAAAUUUUAAUAGGGAUGCAAAAAAUAGAAGUAAAUCUGCAGCGAGUUAUAGAUCGAAAUCCAUAAUAAAAAAAAUUAGAAUAUAGGAAAUCAGUAA
Messenger RNA from Blepharisma stoltei, 761 nucleotides. The record is from the annotation of a GenBank genome assembly. NCBI's taxonomy places the organism in Eukaryota, Ciliophora, Heterotrichea, Heterotrichida, Blepharismidae.